CAGAACCAAACAAAGAAAAAAGCAAACACUCGUAGUACGUUUCGAAACACAAAAAUCCAAACACUUUUAUUAUUUUUUUGUCGUUUUUCUCACUUUCCAUGAUCCGAACAGAAAACGGGUCGGGUCGUCGGAUAUUGAAUUUUCCGGCGGUUCAUCCAUGUGUGAACAUUGCUUCUUCUACCCUUUUAUCUUCUCUCAUCAAUCUCUCUAACGAGAUUUCAAAAUUUCAACACAAAUUCUUCUCUUCAAACAAACGAAAUGCAAAAAACGCUAUUCGUUUGAUUCAUCUUCUUCAACCGUUUCUUCAUGAGAUUCGAGAGAAUCAUUCAAAUCUUCCGGCUCCGGUGACCAUUUGUUUUUCUGAGCUUCAUGUCAUCUUCCAGAAGCUUUUUUUCUUGAUGGAAGAUUUGACCCGUGAAGGUGUUCAGUUGUUUAUGUUAAUGGAGUCGGGACGGGUUGCAAAUAUGUUUCGGGUUUUGUUCAGAUCCAUUGCAACUGAACUUGAUGUUUUUGCUUUUGAUUCUGUUUAUGUGUGUGUGGAAGGUAAAGAGGAUGUUUUGUUGUUGAUGAAGCAAGCGAGGGAGGGAAGGUUUGAUUUUGAGGUUGAUGAUGAAGAGACAGUGAUGUGUGUUAUGAAUGUCUUGAACCUGUUUGAGAAAAGGAUUGUUCCAAAUAAGUUUGAUUUGAAGAAGGUUCUUGAUUAUAUUGGGGUUUGUGAGUGGAGUGAGAUUAAUAAAGAGGUGAAGUUUUUGGAUAGUGAAAUUGGGUUUGAGUGGUUGAAUGAUGAAAAGAGAAAGGUGGAGUUUUUAAGUAGUUUGAUGGGGUUGAUGAGUUAUUGUAGAUGUGUGAUGGUGGAAGUAUUGGAUUGUGAAGAAGAGGGAAAAAGUAGUAAGAAAUUUGAUUCAAGAAAGGAAAGUCAGAUGAUUUUGAGUUGUUUGAACUCAGAUGAUUUUCGAUGUCCGAUCUCUUUGGAAAUGAUGAGUGAUCCUGUGACUAUCGAAACAGGUCAUACUUAUGAUCGUUCUUCGAUUCUCAAAUGGUUUAGAAGUGGAAAUACAACAUGUCCAAAGACAGGUAAAAGUGUUAGCAGCAUUGAAAUGGUACCGAAUUUAGUGCUGAGGAAGUUGAUUCAGCAAUACUGCAAUGUCAACGGAAUUCCUAGUGGCGAUUCGGGUCGUCGGAGUCGUGAUAUUACUAGGACGGCUGAGCCCGGAAGUGAGGCAGCAGGGGGAGCAAUGAAACUCUUGGCUGAUUUUCUUUGUGAAAGUCUUGACAAUGGAAAUGUGGAGCAGAAGAACCAUGCUGCAUUUGAGAUAAGGGUUCUUACCAAAACAAGCAUUUUUAGUAGGUCUUGUUUGGUAGAAGCUGGUUCAGUUCCUCUUUUGUUGUUGUUGUUGGCAUCAAGCGAUUCAUCAGCACAAGAGAAUUCUAUUGCAGCCCUUUUGAACCUCUCAAAAUACACCAAAAGUAGAAGUGAAAUGGUUGAAAAUUGGGGGUUAGAAAUGAUUGUUGGUGUCUUAAACAAAGGGAUAAAGAUUGAAGCAAAGCAACAUGCUGCAGCAGUGUUGUUUUACCUUGCUUCAAAUCCUGAUCAUGGAAACUUAAUAGGUGAAGAGCCUGAAGCAAUUCCCUCAUUGAUCAGACUCAUCAAAGACGGCACCGACCGAAGCGUAAAAAACAGUUUGGUUGCAAUCUUUGGCCUCCUCAAACACCAUGAAAAUCACAAAAGGAUACUUGCUGCUCAAGCAAUCCCUUUGUUGGUUAACAUCUUGAAAGCAUCUCAAAAAGAACACCUUGUCACAGACACACUAGCAAUUCUAGCAACACUUGCAGAGAAAAGUGACGGAACAUCGGAAAUCCUACGUUUCGGAGCUUUGCAUGUAGCAGUUGAAGUUAUGAGUUCUUCUUCCACAACUUCAAGAUUAGGGAAAGAGCAUUGUGUGUCAUUGUUGCUUUCUCUAUCAAUAAAUGGAGGAGAAAAUGUGGUUGCUCAUUUAGUGAAGAGUUCUUCACUUAUGGAAUCAUUAUAUUCACAACUGAGUGAAGGAACUUGUAGAGCAAGCAAGAAAGCAAGUUCUCUCAUAAGGGUCCUCCAUGAUUUUUAUGAAAGGAGUUCCUCUAACUACAAAGCAUCAGUUAUUCCACGAGAACAGUUUAUUCAUGUAUGGUAAAUUUAUUAAACCCCCAGCAUUUUUUUUCAACCUGGGUGGGUAUUCUUUGAUUAGUUUUAGUGUUACUGUGAAUUGUAGAUGUAUAGUAUAUUGUAUAAAUGUGUUUGAUCUUUUGAUAUUUGUACUUGAUAUUAGCUCAUGUUUUAAAGAGCUAAUAUUAUUAUUAUCAGCUUCUGGUUUUAAUUAUGAAGCUUGUACAAAUUAUUGUAAUUCAAUUUUAAUUUGUAUUAAUCAAAUAAGAUUGUAUGGUCACUAUUGAGUUGAAUAUAAAUCAAAGGUUGAUAUUCUUAUUCUUGUUCUCUUCUUUUCUCGUAUACAUGGCAUGGCAAAAGCUUUGAAUACAAAGAUAUUAUAUAAAUCUUUUUUAAUAUUCUUUCUCCUCCCAAAACCGAAGUAGGAAACAAAAAAUGACCAGAUAUGUGCACUCUACCAGAUAACAACCAAUCAUGCAUAGCACUUC
Trifolium pratense (red clover) is the source of this 2631-nucleotide messenger RNA. RefSeq names its product U-box domain-containing protein 19. The transcript has a single exon. The record is from RefSeq and is a predicted model, not a curated record. Bases 99 to 2171 code for a protein of 690 amino acids. NCBI's taxonomy places the organism in Eukaryota, Viridiplantae, Streptophyta, Magnoliopsida, Fabales, Fabaceae. Gene Ontology annotation, biological process: protein ubiquitination. Gene Ontology annotation, cellular component: cytoplasm; nucleus. Gene Ontology annotation, molecular function: protein binding; ubiquitin-protein transferase activity.